Molecule: messenger RNA, 1116 nt
Organism: Blepharisma stoltei
Lineage: Eukaryota; Ciliophora; Heterotrichea; Heterotrichida; Blepharismidae
Source: the annotation of a GenBank genome assembly
AUGAUAACUUUGCAUAGACGAACUAACAGUGCCCAGCUCUCAAAGACAAAGUUGCCUGCUGUAAAAUGUGAAGCCGCAACUCGUAUUAGCAUCCGAACAUCUAGAAACCGAAGCCGAUCUCCCAAUGUUGAAAUAUCCCAAUUCCAAGUAAAUAACAUUAUCCCGCUCUCCCAAGCCCUUUCAAGAUCUCUGUUAUCAUCUGAGACACUCUCUUACACCCCAAAUCCUUUAAGCAACCAUAGCAUUUUGCCAGAAUUCCGAGCCAAAAUGAUAGACUGAAUGAUUGAAGUCACUUCUGCAUUUAAGUGCCACAAGGCUGUGUUUUUUCUCGCAGUCAAAAUCAUGGAUAAGUUCUUUAAAGUCCAUCAGCAGGCUUUGUCUUCUCAGCUUCUCCAUAUAAUUGGAGUCUGUUGUAUGUUUAUCGCUUCCAAAUUUUCUGAUACAAGACAUCGGAUAAGACUGGGAGCUUUAAGAGAAAAAAUUGCCCAUAAAAAAUUCACUGUGAGUGAAAUCUUGAUCACUGAAAAACUGAUACUGAAAAAGCUUGGGUUUAUAGUGAAUUUGAGCACCUGCUAUGAUUUUCUGCAAAGCUUGUAUGAAGAAUUUAAGAUUCCUAAUGUGAUACAGGUGACUGCAGAACUGAUAUGCAGGAUUUCUCAAAUAUAUUAUAAACAUUUGGAGUUUAAACAGUCAGAUAUUGCGCUGAGUAGUGUAAUUAUAGCUGCGAGAAGUUUGAGACAAGAUAAUCUGUGUGAAAAAAUGAUACCGGCUAAGGGUAAGGAUAAAAUCACUGAAGAAGUGGUUGAAAAGUUAUCCAGAGAUGUUGAUAAAUAUGCUGAAAAAUUUCCUGGAUAUACAAGUGUCUUUGAUUUUUUUAAUGUUACUAUUACCUCCAGGAAACCUGGCCCUCUUUUUGUAUUUUGUGAUAUUGAGUUAGAGCAAGAUCAAAAUAAAUUAUUAUACUGAAAAAUCAUAAAUAGCCUAUUGAAUUAUUAUCACUAAAUUAUUGACUGUUUAUGCUUAUUUUAUAGAAAUUUGGGCCCCAAUAGUCAGGUGAUAGCCUUAAUUUAUGUUUAUAUAUACAUUCUUGGUAUAAAUAGUCCAAAUUUCUUAUAG